Messenger RNA from Recurvomyces mirabilis, 1041 nucleotides. RefSeq lists its product as uncharacterized. Bases 1 to 1041 code for a protein of 346 amino acids. Lineage: Eukaryota; Fungi; Ascomycota; Dothideomycetes; Mycosphaerellales; Teratosphaeriaceae. The transcript has 2 exons. The record is from RefSeq and is a predicted model, not a curated record.
AUGGCGGGCCAGGAUGCAAAAAAACAAGAUGCCAAGGAGCAGAAGCAAGAUGGGAAGCAGCAAGGAGGCUUCUCGGAAGAAGAGACGAAGCAGGAGUCGGCCAAGAUGGCGAAUCAGUCUCAAGAGGCUGCGAAGAAAGCCGAUGAGUUGUUACAGGCUGCUGCUGGUGCUAGUGAUCCGGACGAGAGACAGAAAUUGCUUAAUGAGGCCCUGGAACAGCAAGUCAAAGCAGGGUCGUUUGGGCUCGGGGCCCUUGCCGGAUGGAUUGGUGGACCAAUGUUCAAAGUUGGCGACGCAGCUGGCGGGGCAAUACGCAAAAUCACUGGUGACCUACCUGGAUGGGUCGCCAGUGAGGAGCAGAAGGAAGCCAUCGAGAAAAUGAUGGGUCAGAUCAAGGAUACGGAUACUCCGAACCGGAAGGAAUUGGAGCAGUUGCAGAAACAGGGUCCUGUAGAGGAAACGGUCAACAGGGCGCAGGUGGGGUAUGCUGACCAGAAGAAGAGUUGGACGGGUUAUGCCUCUUCUUUUAUGUCUGGUGGUGGUGGUGGCAAGGGAGGAAGGGAGGCAGACGGCGGCGAGAAGUCUGCUUCGGGCGGGGAGAAGCAGAGUACUCCGCAGAAGAGGAAGCCUGAGCAGGGAACGGAAAUUCAAGACAAGUCAAAAUCGGCUAAAAGUAGUGCAAAGCAGGGUGAUGGUCCACAACCAGCCAAAAGCUCAUCGUCAAAAGCGUCGCAGCCAGCAGCCGAAGGAGGCGAGCAAAAAGCGCCACAGCAGCCAGGAGAGAAGCGGAAGCCUCGUAAACUACGCCCUAGUGGUGCAGCAGACAAGGCUGGUAGUCCGAGCGGGGCGAACAAGCCAACGCCACAGAAGAAGCCUAGUCAAAGCGACACAAUGGCUGCAGCCAAGACACCUGCUGGUAAUAAUGGUGCGAAGACAGCGAAGCCACAGGGCGAGAAAGCUGGUGCACAGAAGCCUAAGCCGCAGCCAAAAGGAAAGCCGGAUCAGAAGUCUGUCGAUGCAUUGAAAUCAAAGAUGGUUUAA